UUAUUCUUGUGCUCAUCUAAAACCUGAAUCAUGAGUUUAGCAUGUCUUGUCUGUCAUAGCGGGGGCAGUCCAUCACAAUCUUUCAGAAGCCACUCCAUCUCAAGUUCAGAGGGCGAGGGGCGUUGUUCGGCAGUGGUCAGCUGCUUGACGCAGAAGGUAACCAUCGCUACCGGGCAUGGUGACAACACUGCAACAUCUAAGGUGGCUCCGUUCCCUGUCAUGGCAAGUGGUCAAGGUAUGGCACAAACACCUCGCCUUGAACGGAGCCGUGCUGUGACAAGGGACCUUGUUAGAGACUGGAAUUUUGAUGAAAUUCUUGUGGGGAGAUAGGAAAGUCAAUGCGAGCAGAAGGCCCUUUCUAGGGCAUUGGGUUGUGAUUCCUAUAAGAUUUUUGUGUAUAUUUUCUACCAUUCUCCUGCUGGCUUUUAUGUGUUCUCUGGUUAUGAUUGACAGACCGAGUAUUGGUACUCUUAGAAAUUGUACAUGCCCUGACAACAGGGACUUAAUCAUAGAAUGAUUUUUGCUAUUUAUGUUAAAUUUAGUAGCGCACGGCCAUUUGUCCAAGAACAGGGAACUCUUUGAAUCUCAUCUACUUGAUGAGUAA
Elaeis guineensis (African oil palm) is the source of this 604-nucleotide messenger RNA. Lineage: Eukaryota; Viridiplantae; Streptophyta; Magnoliopsida; Arecales; Arecaceae. The record is from RefSeq and is a predicted model, not a curated record.